Molecule: messenger RNA, 6286 nt
Organism: Ruditapes philippinarum (Manila clam)
Lineage: Eukaryota; Metazoa; Mollusca; Bivalvia; Venerida; Veneridae
Product: UNC93-like protein MFSD11
Exons: 13
Coding region: 45-1388 (447 amino acids)
Source: RefSeq, a predicted model, not a curated record
GUAGAAGUAUAUCCGAAGUAUAAUGAUCAUGUGACAUAUACAAGAUGGCGGGCGACAGUAUAUUUGACGUUAGGUUGUACAACAUUAUUAUGCUUGGCCUGUCCUUUAUGCUUAUAUUCACGGCAUUCCAAACGGCAUCAAUGGCUGAGAAAAGUGUGCUGGACAGUGCCAAAAAUGAAUCUGAAUCAACAAAUGGAACAAAAUUCACUGGUGAUGGAUAUACAAGUUUGAGUGUUAUCUAUAUUGUAUUCUCGGUGUCAAACUGGCUGGCUCCUUCUAUAAUAGUGAUAACUGGACCGAAACUCUCUAUGUUCAUCGGAUCCCUACUCUACUUUUUAUUUAUCCUAUCAUUUUUGAAGCCAAUGACAUGGGCAUUAUAUACAGUGUCAGGACUCGUAGGAUUUGGUGCUGCAAUAUUAUGGACAGGACAGGGAAAUUUUUUAACUAUAAACUCUGACUCUGAAACAAUAUCAAGAAACAGUGGCAUUUUCUGGGCUCUGCUGCAAUGUAGUUUACUCUUUGGUAAUGCAUACAGCCAUUUUGUGCUUCAAGGAAGUGAUAGCAUAACAAAAGCUGAGCGUAACAAACUAUUUAUUGGAUUAAGUGGUGCUGCAUUGCUUGGAUCCAUAUUCUUACUUUUCCUAAGGAAGAAACGUACAGCAGAUUCAGAUGAUUUAGUUAAUCUUAACUCAAGUGGGCAGGCAAAGGUGGAUACUCCUUUAACAGCAUUAAAGAGGUCAGUUCAUCUAAUGAAAACCAAGGAGAUGUUGUUAUUGAGCAUUUCAAUAGCUUAUACAGGACUUGAGUUGACAUUUUUUAGUGGAGUUUACAGUACUUGCUUAUCAAACACCAAAUACUUUGGCACAGAAUCCAAGGGCCUUAUUGGAAUAUCUGGCAUGUUCAUUGGAGCAGGAGAAAUUAUAGGAGGGACAUUGUUUGGGUUGAUGGCUAAGAGAACAAAUCGUCAUGGACGUGACAUUAUAGUGAUGUUUGGUUAUGUUGUUCAUAUGGCAUGUUUCUACCUCAUCUUUAUAAAUCUACCCAGUAAAUCACCAAUAGACCCUACUGAUGAGGCUACAUACAUGACAACAAAUAAAUAUGUGGCUAUUCUAUGCAGUUUCUUGCUUGGUUUAGGUGAUAGUAGCUUUAAUACACAGAUUUAUUCACUUCUUGGCUUCAUGUUUCCUGAGGAUAGUUCGCCAGCAUUUGCCAUCUUCAAGUUUAUACAGUCAAUAGCUGCAGCAGUUGCAUUUUUCUACAGUGAUUAUUUGAUUCUGAAAUGGCAGCUCCUCAUUCUUGUGAUAGCCGGGUCCAUUGGUUCCUUGUCUUUCUCUGUAAUAGAAUGGGAAAGUACAAACCUGAAGCGGGAGGGGUACCAGAGCAUUUGACAAUUAGACAGGACUGUUGCAGAGAAUAAUUCUGUCAAUGGUUCUGAUGAUGAACAUACAGAAUUGUUGUCUGCUGCAGAUCCGCUACCCGACGAUGACUGAACGAUAGUACCUGUGAUAACCGUGUUGCUAAGUAACCUGGUUUAAUGUUGAACAUUCCCACUAUAGACGAUACAAUGUUUCUGUGCAAUAAACAAUGCAGCUGUGCUGAUAAAAUAAUAUAAAUAAUAUGAGCCGCGUCACGACAAAACCAACGUAAUGCGUUUGCAACCAGCAUGGAUCCAGACCAGCCUGCGCAUCUGUGCAGUCUGAUCAGGAUCCAUGCUGUUCGCUAUUAGGUUCUCUAUUUGUAAUAGGGUUUGUAAGCGAACAGCAUGGAUCCUGAUCAGACUGCGCGGAUGCGCAGGCUGGUCUGAAUCCAUGCUGGUCGCAAACGCAUUAUGUUGGUUUUGUCGUGACGCAGCUGAUAUGUAUUUAUUUAUGAUAUUAGUUAUUUUCCUGAUGAGGGUAACAUGUAGCUUUUGACAGACAAGUUGCUCUUGUAAAUCCCAUCAGUAGCAUGUAUAACAAAUUUUAUAUAACCACCGUUGAUUUAUCCAUUAAUCUUUUAAUAUAUGAAUUAAUAUAUAAACAAUGAAACCUAUUAUCAAUUCCCAUUCUGUACCUCGGAGGACAUUGUUUUUGUGUUCAAGGAAAUUCACAAGUUUAAUUUUAUUGAGAUAGAUUACUAAAUUCUGUUGAUAGAUAGCAUGUUUAAAAAAAAGAACAAAGACUUUUGUAAAUAAAUGUAGUGUUAGUUUAAAUUAUAUUUUAUGUUUGAGAAAUGAUAAGAAUACUUGAGAUUCUUGAGAAUAUGAAUUGUUUUUAAAUCAAUAGCUAAUUAAAAGUAAAAUCAAGGGUUUGGGGUUCUUUAUUUGAAAAUUUGUUAAUGAUAAAUACCUAUUUUUAGUAUAUACCUGUAUGGUUUUUUUAGUACAUUAAAAAAAUACAUUACAGGACAUUUUAUUCAAUAUACAUACAAUAUUCACAUGUGUUAAAUAGAAACAUUUUAUAUCACAACUUUUUGUAGAAUCAGCCAUAAAAUGAUAAAAUUAUGGUAACAAAAUUAUUUUACUGUUGAUAAACAUUAAAGAAAAUUUUUAAAUAUAUAGCUUUUUACUUUUAAAUAGACCAAAUGUUCAAACAGGUUUUCCAACAGAAAACUCUGGUUAUUAGAUUAUUAUUACAUUGUUAUUUCUUUAUCAUGUUAUCACAGAACUUGCCUAAAAAUUUUAACAAACUCUUCUGCAUUGAUUGUGUUGUAAAAGUGUUUAAAGCUGCAUGUGGAUUUGAAAAUAAUUGUUUAUAUGAGUCAAAUGAUUACAGAAUACUUGGAAGGUAAACAAAUUUGUUUGUAUAUUAUAUUGAAAGGGAGUGGGACAUGCAUGAAAUCAUUGCCAAAACUUACUGAAGAUAACAAUGGAAUAAUUUGUUUUGGAACAUUUUAUUCUGUUUACAUAUAAUAUUCGUGUAUAUUAGAUUAAUUAUUAUAUAAACUUUUUUUAUGCUAAAAAUCCUUCAAAAAGGAUCAAAAGGUUAUUAAAAUAACAUAACUUUAACGUGUGUGUUUUUUUUUAUUACAAAAUGUUUAUAAAAUAUUUCAUCCGAUAUGCCUUUAUACACUUAAACAAUCAUUUAUGUCCUAAAAAUAAUGUACAUUGAUUUUGAUAUGCACAUAAUUGAAUGUUGAAUUAAAGUUAUAAUAUUAAUUUGUUUUGCAUUUUUAUUAUACAACACUAUGUAUUUUUCUUAUGAUGAAAGUUGAUAUUGAACAAAUGUGUAAGAAGGUAUUUUACUUACAUUUUUCUAUACUACUAAUUAUUUAGUGCCACUGAAACAAUGCUGUCUGUUUGUCUAUCAUAUAUGUACAUUGUAUAUAGUAUAUGAUAGAGUAAUUAAAAGUUAAGUAAAGUCAUUAACACAAAUAAUAUCAUAUCAAUGCAUUUCUAUCAAUUUUUAUCUGACUAUAUAUCUCUCAUAGAAUUCAUAGGGUCAAGGUUUUGAAUUUGUAAUAAAUAAUUUAUAUUUGCUUUGUUGUCCUGUAAGAAGUAUCACUUUCUUAAACUUCAGGCUAACAAUACUAGUACAUAAAUUGAAAAAAAUAUUUUCAAUAGGAUCCACCGUGUAUAUCCAUUAAUGCAGGAACAUGUAAUAUAACACAGGAAUUGCGCAAAAGUAAGGCUGAAUCUGUAAAUAUCUGUGGCUUAAACAAAACACAGGAAGUAAGAAAGUAAACAGACCUAAUUAUCUCAUCAUAAAUUAAUGUGAAAGAAAUCAUUAAGCACAUCAAGCUAAGGUACUAUAUUUUAACCAGUAUAAGAAUUAUUUACAAGAAGGUCAUUACAUUUUAAAAAUCAUUUGUGAGAAUGACCACCUGGCUAUAAUAUCUAUUGAGGGACGAUUUUUGUGUUUUGUUGUGUUAAUAAGUAAUAUACGGCAAAAAAAGGAAGCAGAUACAAAUUGAUUCAGACACUUUUUGUAAUGUAACCUGAGUGUUGCCUCGGCGCAUCAUUCACGAAAUUGGCAUUACCUUGCCAAAAGCGUCUUAUCUUAUUUUAUUGGCUUAUUAGAUAAAUAGUUGGACAAAUGUCUAAGGUAUGCUGAAUAUAUAGUAAAAAUAGCAUCAAACAUGUAUAUGCCUUAUUGUAUUAAUAAAUACCUUCAAAACACAACAGUUGCCCACACUAAGUAGUCAGGUUGCCAUUCUCAUGACAUAAAAAAUAAACAUUGUCCUAAUUAGGGUCAAAAUAUAAUGUUUUGCUAGCUGUAUACACUGAUUAAUUUCUUUUAAUUAGACUAAUUGUAAAAUAUAUAUUGGUUUAUUUACUUGCAGUAGUGCUUGUUUCAGCCAUAGAUUUGCACUAUUGGAAAUGCACAUGUUAUUUUCACAUUCAAGUGUUAAAGCUGCACGCCUCCAGAUGAGCCAAAAUAUUUAAAGACAAUCAAUUUGGAGAGAAAUAUACUUACAUUUUAAGAAAGGUAAAAACAUUCAAGAUCCGAGUUUAAGUGUACAUGUUAUGUGUGAUUAAGAUUGAUUUUGCGGUUUUUAUCACCAUAUUUCUACUGCGUUACUAACGCAGUAAGGGUUGUUUUUGCAUAUGUUUAACAGUAUUUGGUAAUUUUCUUGGAUUAUAAGUGCCGAUUGCAAUAUGUUAAUUAGUUUAUUUGUUCACCUCAAAAUAUUUUACUUUUAAAUACAUUUCUAAAAUUUUCAUGAAAAUUGACAUGAAUCUGGAGGCGUGCUGCUUUAAUUGGAUGUACAUAGUGUGAUACUUUAUGGUUCUAUUUUUUCCAUGACAAAGACUUUUCAAUCAACUUCAUACAUGUAUAUGACUCAAUAUGAUAAUGUAUAUUAUUUUCAAGGGUGCUAUAUUUUAUGUUGUUUUAUAUUAUGUUCCAGUUUUUUUGUUGUUGUUAUUAAAUUAGUAUUAUCUGCAUGUUUUAGUGUAAGUUAAGUGUCACAUUAUUCUUAAGUUUUAAAUUUAUCUGAAUAUUUUGAAAGGAAAAAUAAAGCCUAGUGUUUCUGAAAGUAUAUUAUUAAUUUUUUUUUUGCUUCUGACUUAAAAGCAUCCAUGUAAUCAUGAAUUGAUAUAACUUAUAGUGAUAUUCACAAAAAAUAUGUAAAAAAUUACUGUGAUACUUUGCAGUAGAACAUAUUUAAUUAUCUUUUAUUGUGCAAUUUUUAGAAGUAUAAUACUCAGUUAGCAAUCUGUCGGCAUACUAACUUGAAAUGUUUAUCUUGAUAUCCCAAAAAUUGAUCAUGGACAGGUCAAUUAUUACGGUUAAAGAAGUCAAUUUUUAAUGGUCCCCUGGGCAUUUAGUUAUUGAACUGUCCAACUGUCUGUCUGUUGUUCAUAUGGUUCCGGUCUGUUGCAUAAGUAGGUCAAAGGGCCAAACAUUUCAAAAAUCUACUGUCUAAAAUACACUGUAAACAGUAUACAUUGUAUAGUAAGAACUUAAAAAACCUUUCUUCAGAAAUAACAAAGCUAGAUAUUUGGCAUAAAACUUUGUGUAGUGAACCUCUAUCAACAAGUUUGUUCAAAUUUUUGCCCUGGGUGUUAAAAUUGGCACUGCCCCGGGGUCAUAGAUUUUCAAUAGGUGCAUAUGAUAAAAUCUUAUAGGAAAUUAUCCGCUGAAGCUUCAAAGGUUAAAGCUUGAAACAUUGUGGACCUGUACAAAGAUUGAUCAAAUUAUGGCCCUAGGGAGGGUCAAAAUAAGUCAUGCACUUGGAGUCACGAGUAUUUUUUAUACACAUAAACAAAAACUAAUUUUUUUUCUGAAACAGAAAAAGCUAGAGAAUAGAUAUUUGCUACAAACAUUUUCAAGAUUGUUAAAAUUAAAGUCUUUCGGUCAAAAUUGGCUCUGCCCCAGAGGACUCAGGCACCUACUAUUUGUCAUUUGAUAUACCAGCCAUGAAUAGUAAAAAAUAAGUAGUUAACUGCAAAUACUUAAAAUUCCCUAUAAAGUAGCAGCAACAUAUAGGGAUAACCUCUCUGUCAUUGAUUGGUCUGUUCAUCACUCACAAAGCUUGUCCUGGCUACUCCUACAAAACUAAUGGAGCAAUUUCAUCCAAACUUUACAGAAAUGAUCAGUACCAAGUGUAGUUGUGCAUAUCGCCGGCAUUUUCUAGUUUAAUGAUUUUUGUUAGAGUUAUAACCCUUAAUUUAAUGUUAUGAGUGAAUUACAUGUAGAGAGUUAUUGUACAGGUUUCAUAUUUAAACAUAAUUAUAUAAUGAUAUAGCUAUUUGACUUUAUAGUUACAUGUACUUUUACAUUGUAGUGAUUAUAUGGCGAAAGGUUGUUUUAUUUUUAUAUAUGUAUAAAUUAAAUAAUUGACAUUAAACCUACUUUUCUCAUAA